GACCACUGUCUGUGUGUCCCACUUCCCUUCCUUUCUCCGCUGCUGCCUGCUGCUGGAAAACGCCACAUCUGACAGGGAGGGAGAGAAAGAAAACCACCACAGGGGAGCGUGAUCGGCGACAACAAGAUGCUGGCCCUAAUAAAUCGGCUUUUGGACUGGUUCAGGUCCCUGUUUUGGAAGGAAGAGAUGGAGCUGACGCUAGUCGGCCUGCAGUACUCUGGGAAAACAACAUUUGUAAACGUGAUCGCUUCUGGUCAUUUCAGCGAAGACAUGAUCCCUACAGUCGGCUUCAACAUGAGGAAGGUCACUAAAGGAAAUGUCACCAUCAAGAUCUGGGACAUAGGAGGGCAGCCCAGGUUCAGAAGCAUGUGGGAGAGGUACUGUCGGGGAGUUAAUGCAAUUGUGUACAUGGUUGACGCUGCAGAUCGAGAAAAGGUGGAGGCCUCCAGGAAUGAACUUCAUAACUUGUUAGACAAACCUCAGCUGCAAGGAAUUCCUGUUUUGGUACUUGGCAACAAAAGGGAUCUCCCCGACGCUUUAGAUGAAAAGCAACUUAUUGAGAAAAUGAAUCUAGCCGCUAUUCAGGACAGAGAGAUAUGCUGCUACUCCAUUUCCUGCAAAGAGAAAGACAACAUUGACAUCACACUUCAGUGGCUCAUCCAGCACUCGAAGUCCCGCAGGAGCUGAACGCCACAUUUUCUCUGCUGUUAUUUGCCAUGUUGCUGUCAUGUCACACCCUUCCCACUGCGCAAUGAUGUACAGCCGCAUUUUCACUUUACGUGCUACAGUGUUUUGCUUGUUUCACACUUUUUUUUCUUGACUAGUGAUUCUUUCACAAAAUCAUAAUGCACUACUUAAAAUUCUGGUUCCAGAUUUAAGGAAGGAAUUUGAUAUUAUACAUCAAGUGAAACCGUAAUUUACUGAGAAACAAGAGACUGGUUUCUUAGUUACCUUUUAUCUUGCAGGCCUUAACAAAGGGAUAGUUACCAAUAGUGAGUAUAACAAUGCAUUCUCUCAGAGGAAGGUGUUUUCUCCAACAGACCUCACACAAUAAGAAAAGAUCUUCCCACAGUCUGGUAUGAUGCCAGGAUGUGGCUGAUUUGGACCUCAUUUUCAUCGUGCUCUGUUCCUGUGAUUGUCCUUGAUGACUGUCACCCUUCGCUUGGAUCAUUGCGUGUCUUUUUUUCAUUUAGAAAAUUCUGCAUUCUUGUCAAUUUAAGCAGAUUUGUACAAAUAUCUUGCUAGUAUGAUUUUUACCAAUGUGGGAUGUGUGAUGAAUAUAUGAUUCUAUUUAAAGUCUGAAUGUACCAAAAGUAAAGCUGUACAGCCUUGUGUGGUUCAUAUUAGCCUCAGUGUAUAUAUAGUAGCCUCAGUGGAAUGAUGUCCUCUGUGCUGCCUUGAGGCUGAGAGAGUGGCAGAAAUUAAAGUGCCUUGUGCAGUGUCUCUCUCCUCUGAACAAAGCAGCAUGUAAGGUGGGCUUACCUGCGUAGAGCCAAAAACAACUCAACCUUCAAAGUGUUGGAAAAUAAAAAGGCAUGCUUUUUAAUUUAAA
Molecule: messenger RNA, 1552 nt
Organism: Girardinichthys multiradiatus
Lineage: Eukaryota; Metazoa; Chordata; Actinopteri; Cyprinodontiformes; Goodeidae
Gene: arl8ba
Product: ADP-ribosylation factor-like 8Ba
Exons: 7
Coding region: 127-687 (186 amino acids)
Biological process (GO): anterograde axonal transport; protein transport
Cellular component (GO): lysosomal membrane
Molecular function (GO): GTPase activity; GTP binding
Source: RefSeq, a predicted model, not a curated record